AUGUGGGCGUCUCUGCUUUUAGCCGGGAUCUUAAGCAGCUGGUGGGGCGCCCUCGCGUUCGCUGCGGCACCCCCAGCCGAGCUUGCAAGCUUCUUGCCACCGAACAACAAUCUGGUAUCUCCGAAAGAUUCAACGGAAAAUCACCAGGUUGACGCUAAAUUAUUCAGAAGAUCGGAAACGGGGUCUUGGAGUUAUUCUCGAGAAGCACCCUUCUGGGAAAACUUUAGGAACCGGGUCACACCGAUGAGUCACCAUCACCACGACUUCGACCGAGAUUAUUUUUUCGCAAACCAAAACCCUUUCAGAAACAACGACAAAUCGUCCAGCAAUCCGUUCGACCGAACGAACUUUCAUUUGUACUCCAGUAGAAACCUCAGAAUGGACCUUGUUAUGGAACAUCCCCUCAGAAUGGAGCAGCGCCAAUUCUUACAACCCCCUCACCACUCCACACAAUCGCCUUUAACCGUGAAACCUGACAGUUACUUUACGUCAUCUUCUCCUACUAUUGAGAUGCCGAGGGUCUCCAGAUCCGUGAAGCAACGGAAGAACCGAACCAAGGCGGACUCACCCCGAGAGCAACGACGCCGGUGUAGGAUGAGAAACAACUGCCGGGGCAGAAACUGGUGUCCGGAUUUGGACAUUGGAAACAGGGCAUUUCUCGCUCCGACGGUAUUCGAGGGAAAAGCUAGAAGUAUGUCCUCCCUCAGGAAGCCAGGAUCCAACUAUGCUGUCACCUUCGAGGUGAGACAGGUCUACAAGAACCAGGGUGGUUUUAUGCCACUGCAAAAGAACGACAGUGUUAGGCUGCAUUUCCGCGACAAGGUCGCACCGGGAAAGUCAACAAUAUGUGGCUAUGAAGGAAACGACGCCACUCAUCAGCAGCAGCAACGCGAUAUUCAGAGUGGAGUGGUGCGGGCCAAUAUUAAGCGGGGUAAAGUGUAUCUAGUGUUUGUGAACCGCGUAGGACCUAGGAACUUCACUAUCCUCGGCGAGCCAGUGAUACGCAGUAAGAAGAACGAACAGGCGGUUCAAGCGGUCGUUCGUCCGGACUACGUGCGAGAAGUUACGCUGUCCGAACUCAGGGACUCUGUAGCAAGGUUACAGGACAGAGUUAAGCUAGUAUGCAGGACGCGGGGGUCUCCCCCUCCAAAAGUGCAAUGGUUUAAGGAUGGAGUCUCCCUUCAUCCACACAGAGGUCUCCGAAUUCAGAACAAGCGGCGGAGAUCGAAAGUAGUAAUAGCAUCAGCAAAACUGGAAGAUAGCGGAAGGUACGAAUGCGUGGCUGAAAGCACUUCCGGCCACCGAGCUUCACUUGCAGCUCAGCUUCUAGUCACUCAGGAUACCAGAAAUCUGGAAACCACGACAGUUUCGUGGCCAAGGCAGGAACAACCCUGCCCAAUUGCAGGGGAUUUUUGCAUGAACGGCGGUACUUGUCUAUUUUUCGAGACCGUCGGGGAGCCAGCAUGCAGAUGCGCAGAUGGUUUCACGGGCCUACGGUGUGAGACGAAGGACGUCAUCAGUACCGGAAAUACGGAUAAGUUCUCUUCGUUCACCGAGGACUUGACGCUUGCUCGCUUCUAGCGCAUCUAGCGGUACUGUCAAGAAAGCCUGGAGAAACAAUUUGAGCCACCGCCACCGUCUUACGUACAUCCCGCAUUCCCAUAU
Belonocnema kinseyi is the source of this 1665-nucleotide messenger RNA. RefSeq names its product protein vein (gene vn). Gene Ontology annotation, molecular function: cell-cell adhesion mediator activity. The record is from RefSeq and is a predicted model, not a curated record. Gene Ontology annotation, biological process: dendrite self-avoidance; axon guidance; homophilic cell-cell adhesion. Lineage: Eukaryota; Metazoa; Arthropoda; Insecta; Hymenoptera; Cynipidae. Bases 1 to 1581 code for a protein of 526 amino acids. Gene Ontology annotation, cellular component: axon; plasma membrane. The transcript has 7 exons.